AUUCCUUUUCUCGUCCCUUUCCAUUCAGCCCACGAUACUAUGUCUAUAGCAUUCAUACGUCGACUAUCCGCCACUCGAAGCAAUGCAAUAGCACAAGCUAGGAAAUCGUCGGGAAAAUUUCGAUCUUGCUUCUGUAAACAUCGUUAUUAUGCCACUCUGUAUCAUUCACACCCUGCCAUUGCCACCAGCAAUAAUGUUGACAACGACCAGCAUCUACGAUGGAUCUUUGACGAUCCCAGUCUUUGGAAGCAUGAACAAAAGCUAUCUCAGGCAAAAAUAAAUCAACCUACGACAGGCCUUUUAGAACAUCCUCAUUUUACAAGCAUUGAAGGAAUUAAAUAUGCUACUCGUCAAGCUAUUCAACGUGCCCAAAUCAUUGUUGAACGUAUCUGCUAUGCUCCUCAAAACGGUCCUGAGGAGAUGCGCCGAAUUGUACGCCACUUGGACCGACUCUCAGAUACCUUAUGUAGUGUGAUUGACAUAUGCGAAUUUCUACGAAACGCCCAUCCUGACAAAGCAAUCAUGGAAGCAGCCAACCAAGCCUAUAGCGAUUUAUGCUCCUAUAUGAAUACACUUAAUGUUGAUACCCGUAUUUAUCAGGCAUUAUCCCUUGUAUUACAGAACAAGGAUAUCGUGAAAAACUUUUCUGCUGACGAAUAUGCAGCCGCUAUAGUGUUCCUGAAAGAUUUUGAAAAAUCAGGCAUACAUUUGCCAGAGCAACAACGGGAGCAGUUUGUUCAGCUUUCAGAUAAAAUCAUUCAGUUGGGAAGAGAGUUUAUUCAAAUGAACCCGAGAUCAGUUCAGCAUAUUAAAGUCCCCAAGACAGCAUUGAAUGGCUGGAUAUCUAAUACAGGAAUAAAAGGGUCAAAGAAAGAUUAUGUUUACGUGCCAACAGAUUCGUCGCAGUGUCUGAUGUUGUUGAAAUAUGCGCAAGACGAAGAAAUACGUAAAAUAGCUUAUCAAGCCAUGAAUUCUGCCACAGAUGAAAGUGUGAUGGUUUUGGAAGAAUUGCUGAAGACGAGAUUGGACCUUGCAAGACUAGUAGGAAAAGACUCCUAUGCAGAAUUGAACUUGCAAGAUAAAAUGGCCAAACAUCCGAAUAACGUAGAAGCAUUUUUGAAAACAUUACUGCGACAUCAGACACCUACUUUUGAAAGCGAUAUCCACUUAUUAAAAAGUUUGAAGCAACAAGAGCAGAAAAAAUCAGCGGUCAGCCUCAAAGCUUGGGAUCGCGACUACUAUAUUCAACUUUACAAUCAAAUCCACCAUACUGAAGCAUCUGCACCUUAUUUUUCAGUUGGCUCUGUCAUUCAGGGCCUAUCGCGUCUUUAUACCCAUCUUUACGGUGUUCAUUUUGAGCUCGUUUCUUUACAACCCGGUGAGUCUUGGCACAAUCAAGUUCGUAAGCUAGAUGUCAUUUGCGAACAAGAAGGCAAGAUAGGCACUAUCUACUGCGAUCUCUUUGCUCGCCCACAUAAAACCACCAAUGCGGCACAUUAUACUAUUCGAACUUCACGACGCGUAGAUUGGGAUGACGCUGAAAACGAUUUGAAAUAUGCUACCCCUUCCUACCGUCAGCAGCAGCAACAACAACUUGAUUAUGAUUCUUUAUUACCACCAGUGGAUACACAUCGUGCUGCAAGUAACAAGGGUAGUGGUGAAAAGUAUCAAUUACCCGUCAUUGCUUUAACGUGUGAUUUUGCCAAUAAUGGUAGAUUAUCUAUGUAUGAAGUAGAAACACUCUUUCAUGAAAUGGGGCAUGCAAUGCAUUCUAUGUUGGGGCGUACUGCUUUCCAUAAUGUAGCAGGAACGCGAUGUGCGUCCGACUUUGUUGAGCUUCCAUCGAUACUUAUGGAGCAUUUCGUAUGGCAUCCUCAAGUCCUUUCCCUCCUUCUGCCAAAAAAUACCGAGCCUCAACAAAAUCAUCAACAAUUGCUUGCUGUACAAGCUUUUUUAAAACAGCGUAAGCGAUUCAGCGGUAUUGAAGGAAAUAGUCAAAUCCUCAUGGCGCUUGUGGAUCAAGCCUAUCAUCACCAGCAUUAUCAGAGGCAACAUUUGGAUCAACCAGGUCAAACGAUCCAGAUCUGGCACCACUUACAAGAUGAAAUGGGACUUUUCCCUAGUGUACCGAAUACAAUGUGGCCUGUUCAAUUUGGUCACUUAUUUGGGUAUGGAUCCUACUACUAUUCAUAUCUCUUUGACCGCACAUUAGCAAAACGUAUCUGGGAAAAGAAUUUUAAGAGUCAGCCUUUAGAUAGAAAGAAAGGACAAGUGCUAAGAGAUGAACUGCUGAAAUGGGGAGGUGCAAAGGAUCCAUGGCAAUGUGUGGCAGAUGUACUGGGUGGAGAAGAUAAGGAUAGAAUUGCUCAAGGAGAUAAAAAUGCUAUGAAAACUGUAGGAGACUGGGGUAUUGAUGCCUAGUACAUUCCUUAUUUGAAUAACAAAAAGAGAAAAACAACAGCGCUUUUGUUGCAUGAACUGUUUGUAUUCAUGUAACAAAAAAAUAAAAACUAUAAUUCUUUCUUUUUCCCUGCCUU
Molecule: messenger RNA, 2537 nt
Organism: Mycotypha africana
Lineage: Eukaryota; Fungi; Mucoromycota; Mucoromycetes; Mucorales; Mycotyphaceae
Exons: 2
Coding region: 40-2421 (793 amino acids)
Biological process (GO): peptide metabolic process
Cellular component (GO): mitochondrion
Molecular function (GO): metalloendopeptidase activity
Source: RefSeq, a predicted model, not a curated record